Orbicella faveolata is the source of this 831-nucleotide messenger RNA. Its product is annotated as bridging integrator 3-like. The record is from RefSeq and is a predicted model, not a curated record. NCBI's taxonomy places the organism in Eukaryota, Metazoa, Cnidaria, Anthozoa, Scleractinia, Merulinidae. Gene Ontology annotation, cellular component: actin cytoskeleton; cytoplasm. Gene Ontology annotation, molecular function: protein binding; lipid binding. Gene Ontology annotation, biological process: endocytosis; actin cortical patch localization; plasma membrane tubulation.
CGGAGGAGCGAAGGCACAAGGAUAAACAGACAGGAGAACCAUAAACAUGACGCUUAGACAAAAUAGUAUUUAAUGAUUCGCUGAUAUGAGCUGGAAUCCCUUCAAGAAGGCAAAGCCACCUCCAAAGCAAUCGGGUGAUAGAGAGUUUGAGAGAGAAGUUGCAAAAUUCAACCAGUUAGAAGGUGCAACAAAGAAGAUUUACAAAGACACCAGAAAACAUGGAGAAGCACUCUCAGCGCUGUCAAAAGCUGAACUGCGUAUUUAUCAGGAUCUUGCUGCGAGUCCAGUUUCUCAGGGUGACCUGUUUCGGGAACCUCUUCAGGAGUGUACAGCCUGUGCAGAGAGGUUAGAUGAGCUUAGACAAGAACUGGCAAGUAGAAAUCAGAAGACAGUGGCAGAUCCUAUGAAAAAGUUCAGUGGUGUGUUUCCUAGUGUGAAUGCUGCAAUAAAAAGAAGAGAUCAAGCACUGCAGGAUUACCAGAAGUACCAAGCUAAGGUGCUGAAGCUUCAAGAAAGAGAAAAAACUCCUCAAAAUCAAGCUAAACUGGAUGCGAAUAAUCAAGCGCUUGCAGCAGCAAAACUGGAUUAUGAAAGACAAAACGCCGUCAUGUUGGAGGAUUUGCCUCAACUGAUAGAGGGAAGAAUAGACUACUUUGAGCCAUCAUUUGAAGCCAUGAUCCGGUCAGGGGUAAGACAAAUUGCUGUCGUUAAUAUUAUGUUAGAGUAAGAUGACGAUAAUCUGAGCAAUUUUGAAACAGCACCCUAGAGGCAAACCUAAGCCCUAAAUCUCCGGGGUGCUCUUCGGAAAUUUGGAAAAGAACCCCCAAGAGG